UGACAGGAUGAAAUGAAUGAGCAAACUUCAUUUAGAAGCUCAUUUAAAUACAGGAUCAGUUCAUUUGCAUAUUGCUCAGAUGCUUCAGUGCUCUGAGAGUGUUUAUAGUGCUGUGAGUUUAACACUUCAUCACUGACACACACAACAAUCUUCAUCAACAUGACCUUCAUCAUCAUCUUCAUCUGGACUCUCACAGCGUUUGCUCAAGAGAGUAGAGGACAGAUCAGCGUCACUCAGAGUCCCUCAACAGCAGCUCAACCAGGAGAAACAGUGAAGAUCAGCUGCAAAACCAGCAAGGAUGUGUAUGGUGGUGAUCAUUUAUCCUGGUACUUACAGAAACCCGGAGAAGCUCCUAAACUCCUGAUUUAUUGGACUGACAGCCUUGUGUCAGGAACUCCAUCUAGAUUCAGUGGCAGUGGAUCUAACAGUGAUUUCACUCUGACCAUCAGUGGAGUCCAGACUGAAGAUGCUGGACAUUAUUACUGUCAGAGUGUACAUGAAAUCAACAGUAACUUUGUGUUCACACACUUCAUCAACAUGACCUUCAUCAUCAUCUUCAUCUGGACUCUCACAGCGUUUGCUCAAGAGAGUAGAGGACAGAUCAGCGUCACUCAGAGUCCCUCAACAGCAGCUCAACCAGGAGAAACAGUGAAGAUCAGCUGCAAAACCAGCACUGAUGUGUUCAGAUAUAGUGGGGAUGACCGUUUAGCCUGGUACUUACAGAAACCUGGAGAAGCUCCUAAACUUCUGAUUUAUUUAUCAAAUAUUCUCCAGUCAGGAACUCCAUCUAGAUUCAGUGGCAGUGGAUCUAACAGUGAUUUCACUCUGACCAUCAGUGGAGUCCAGACUGAAGAUGCUGGACAUUAUUACUGUCAGAGUUUUCACUGCAGUACAACUUUUGGCUAUUGUACGGGUGAUCGUGUCUUCACACAGUGAUAAAGCGUGGUACAA
Messenger RNA from Carassius gibelio (silver crucian carp), 951 nucleotides. RefSeq names its product vascular cell adhesion protein 1-like. Bases 160 to 936 code for a protein of 258 amino acids. The record is from RefSeq and is a predicted model, not a curated record. Lineage: Eukaryota; Metazoa; Chordata; Actinopteri; Cypriniformes; Cyprinidae. The transcript is spliced from 4 exons. Gene Ontology annotation, biological process: immune response; immunoglobulin production.